GCUGCUCAAGCUGCCAUUGGAGGCAACGGUUGCAGUCCUUUCUCUUUAGGCCUCUUGCUUCAGGCUGUGCGCGACCUGAGAAAGGAUUUGGUGGACCGUGGCUGCGAUGUUUCCUUGCUUUGGGUACCUUCCCAUGGCAAGCACCAGCGAUGGCGCCCCGCCGCUGAGCACGACCCUGAGGAGCUCCGCGCUCUUAACCAUGCUGCUGAUGUGGCGGCCGGCGAGUGCAUGCAAACCAGACUUUCUGGAUCCCUCCGGGAAGGCUGGCAUGCACAGUGCGCUGCAACCCUCGAGUGGGAACUCAAGACCAUUCGACUGGCUGCUGCGUGUGCAGAACAGCUGCAUCAGCAUGUGCGAAACGUCCCUGUGGACGAUGCCGAGCUCCCCUCUUAG
Symbiodinium sp. CCMP2456 is the source of this 393-nucleotide messenger RNA. The record is from the annotation of a GenBank genome assembly. NCBI's taxonomy places the organism in Eukaryota, Dinophyceae, Suessiales, Symbiodiniaceae.